AUGGCCAUCUGCUCAGGCCCGCCCUCUGCCUCUGCUCGGGAAGCAGUUCCGCAAGAAAACAUCGCCGUGAACACGAAAGCGAAUGAUGCAAACGAUGCAAACGAUGCAAACGAGACGAUCCCCUCCAAACACUCCGACGAGAACCUCGAUGCCAUCGACAGCACAGUCGAGUUCGAAGGCGACGUGGACACAAACAAUGACCUGCCCACCCAGGCAACACUCAAGAAGAUCGAGAAUCUGCCGAUCUUGGAUAAAGAUGGCAAAUCCAUCCCCUUCAAGAAUCUAUACACCGGACCUGGGGUCACGCGACGAGUUCUAAUAAUCUUCAUACGGCAUUUCUUCUGCGGUAACUGUCAAGAAUACAUCCGCACCCUCACCUCCUCCAUAACCCCCGACUCCCUCCUGGCCCUCCCAACACCAACCUUCAUCGCGAUCGUCGGGCACGGUUCCCCCGGUCUAAUCCCCAUGUACACCAGCCAAACCGCGUGCCCCUUCCCCGUCUACGCGGACCCCACGAAGAAGCUCUACAACGCCCUCGGCAUGCUGCGAACCCUGAAUCUCGGCUCAAGACCAGAAUAUCAACAAAGAGCGCUAGGGAGCUUGAUUCUGAAUGGGUUUGUGCAAAGCUUGAAGCAGCUCCCGUUCGGCAAGACGUUCCAGGGGGGCGAUUAUCAGCAAGUGGGAGGCGAGUUUAUGUUUGAGCCUGCGAGCGGGGAUCUGUAUACCCCCAUCGGCUCACCCGAAGAAGAGAAUAGACAGAUAGGAGGGGUUGGGAAGAAGGGUGUUGAAGGGAUGUUAGAAGGCGGGUAUAGUGAGGAGAAGAGGGUUACGUGGUGUCAUCGCAUGCGCAAUACGAGGGAUCAUGCGGAGAUGGAGGAGUUGAGGGAGGUGCUGGGGUUGGAUGCGGUGGUGGAUAAGAAGAAGGAGAGGAGGAGGAGUAAGAAGCCUGUGGAGAGGAAAGGGACCGGAUUGAGUCUCGGAUCGAGAACAAGUACGGGGUUUAGUAAGAAAAUUGCGGAGUUGGAGGAUGGAGGGAGUAGUGGGAGGGGCAGCAGACGGUUCAAGAGGGAGGGACGGGAGGAGAAGGCGCUUGAAAGACAUCUUUGA
Molecule: messenger RNA, 1107 nt
Organism: Hyaloscypha bicolor E
Lineage: Eukaryota; Fungi; Ascomycota; Leotiomycetes; Helotiales; Hyaloscyphaceae
Exons: 3
Coding region: 1-1107 (368 amino acids)
Source: RefSeq, a predicted model, not a curated record